CAUAUGAUAGUCGGUUAUAAAGUGAUCUUUACCUGUCGAAUUAAAAGCAAAAAAAUUUUAAAGCACUUAAACAACAGUUUAACUUUCAAAAUAGAAGAAACUAAUAUGAAAUGAUUACAAAACUAGUUGGAACUAUUUAAUUCGAUUAUAUAAUCCAAGUUGUAUAAUCGCAUGCAACGCAGAAUCCUGUAAACUGCGCAAAACACUUGCGCGGCUAUUUUAAAAUAAAUAUGGGGUAGUUUGAAAGGGUGCCCCGCCCUUCUUUUAUUCCAGUUAAAUUAUAAAUUUUUGUGAUGAAUUGAUUCGAAAAAUGGGAGAUGACCUCGGUUUUUGUGAUAAAAUAGGACACAAUUUAUCCGAACUUGGAAAAUGGCAAGUAUGGCAAAACAUAAUCCUCGGACAAUUCCUGUCGCUUGUACUGUGUGGUAUCAACACACUUGCUCACUACAUAAACUCCAACCCCUCAUCAGUCCAACCCACAGGACAAUCGUUUCCCCAUUACAUGUUCCUGUGUGCAAUUUACACAAGCUGGUUGGCAUUUCGAAGAGGGGACAAAGGGCUGAUAUCAGUGAUAAAAGCUAGAGGUUGGCGCUAUCUUUUGCUCUGUUUGAUUGAUGUUGAGGCAAACACAUUGCUGAGUACUGCACACCAGUUUACCACACUCACAAGCAUACAGCUUCUGGGUUGCGUUGCCAUACCAGUAGCGCUUGCAUUGAGCUGUUUGGUGCUUGGUGUCCGCUACCGCAUGGUACAUAUUCUGGCUGUGUCUGUUUGUCUGAUGGGCGUCGGAUGUCUCGUCUGGGCUACCAUCGAGGACACUAAAAUUGAUGGUAUGCUUGGACUUUUCUAUUUUAUUGAUGUUUAUUUAUGUCAAUCGAAUGUUGUAGGCAAAAAUCAGUUGGUGGGAGACAUGUUAUGUCUGGGAGGCUCUGUUCUCUUUGCCAUAGUGACUGUCUUACAAGAAUUAUCAGUUAAGACUACAGAUAUUGUCGAGUACUUGGGACUGUUGGGUCUUUUUGGUAGUAUUAUAAGCGGUUUACAGAUGUUCGUUCUAGAGAAGCAGACGUUGAUAUCGUCGACAUGGAGAAACUCAAGUGCAUUAAUAUCGUCAUUUUCAGCGUGUCAAUUCAUGUUUUGUACGUUCUCGUCAGUGUUCCUUCUGAACAUGGGAACCACCGCCUUACACCUGUCCCUACUUUCGGGGAAUUUUUAUACCUUAAUUGUAGGAAUACUACUGUUUAAUUAUAAAUUCCACGCCUUAUAUUUUCUAUCCUAUACAUUGUCAAUGACUGGAGUCUAUGUGUAUGCAAUAAAACAAACACCAGUUGCAUCUCACCAACUGCCUUCAAAUCAAAAUGUUGAAUUGAACAAUUCAACAAGGUCUGAGUGCCAAUUGAGGGAACACAUGAUAACCGAUAGUCCGGAGCGUGGCACAGAAAUUCUUUCGGCUUUUGGCACCUUGAACAGUAACGACACCUUUCCCCUAAGUCACAGUACAAACACCACCUUCACUUCCUUUUAUGGCAGUCAUGACGUACUCAAUACUCACACCACCACUACUUAAAGGAGUUUUUCUAUAAUUUAUAAAAGUUUAAAAAAUAUACGGGUUGUUUGUUUGUAGAAAUUUGUGAAAAAAAAUGUUUUUAUAAUUUUUUUAGAAUUUGUAAUGUUCUUAAAAUUUUAAGUACACAUAGUUCUUCCACUUAAUUAAUAAGAAUUUUGAUGGUUGGCCAUACAGUUUGCUGUGUACAACUAAUGAGAUUGCAUUAAUGCAACGAAUUUUUCGAUUUCUACCGUACUGACACAAGUGUUUUUAGUGAUUUUGAGGUAUCUUCAAUGCACAAUAAUUAUAUACGAUAUUUCUAAACACAUAUCGAAGCUUCUAUGUAUGUAACCGCUCAAUAAUCAAGAUAGAUAUAGUUUCAACUUAGAUAUUAUACAACAUGUACAAGGGUAGUUGGUAAUUUUAUAUAAUAAGCACUGGAUGAACCAAUUAUUCAUAUAUCAAAGCCUUCAUAACUUAAGAUUAUUACUUAAUCAGGUAAUAGAAUGAAAACAUUCUUCGGAACAAUCUACGGAAUUAAUAUUUCCUUGCAUUAUACUGAAAUAAGGAUCUGCAAUCUUUUGAGUUGGUUGGGACCAAUCACUUAAUUACAAGCAAACCUUUUACAGACUUUUAAAAAUCGUCACUUCUCAUACACAUAGUUAUAGUGAAACCACUUAAUAUAUUAAAUAUGAAGAUUGCAAAAUUACUAGAGGCAUUUGUAUUCUUUCACAUGCAAUAAUUUAACUAUUUAAUUCUUAUACAAUAUUAAAUAGUUUCUCCAUGUACCUUAUAUUUUACAAUUUAAUAAUAUUCGAUGAUAUAUUUCGUAGGGUAAUUGUAAGGUUUUAGAUGUAUUUAUUUGUUUUACUUUAUAUCCAAUUGUUACACUAUUAAGUCUGAAUAAAA
This is a messenger RNA of Aethina tumida (small hive beetle), 2452 nucleotides long. RefSeq names its product solute carrier family 35 member F2. Gene Ontology annotation, cellular component: membrane. Bases 311 to 1564 code for a protein of 417 amino acids. The transcript is spliced from 6 exons. Lineage: Eukaryota; Metazoa; Arthropoda; Insecta; Coleoptera; Nitidulidae. The record is from RefSeq and is a predicted model, not a curated record. Gene Ontology annotation, molecular function: transmembrane transporter activity. Gene Ontology annotation, biological process: transmembrane transport.